UAGAUGGAGGACCGGACGAGAAUCUGAGACAUUUAAAAAACAUUAAAUCUUAUUGUCAACUUUUUCAAAAAUUCAAUUUAGAUUACCUCACUAUACGAAUACAUGCUUCAGAACAGUCCAAAUAUAAUUCUAUUGAAAGGGGAAUAGCAAUACUGUCUGGAAAAUUGGUAGGUAUCACACUACCAAUUGAUCAUUUUGGAUCUUACUUAAAUUCACAAGACAAAGUGAUUGAUCCAAAGUUAGCUAUUCAAAACUUUUGA
This is a messenger RNA of Funneliformis geosporum, 260 nucleotides long. Lineage: Eukaryota; Fungi; Glomeromycota; Glomeromycetes; Glomerales; Glomeraceae. The record is from the annotation of a GenBank genome assembly.